This is a messenger RNA of Oppiella nova, 656 nucleotides long. The record is from the annotation of a GenBank genome assembly. NCBI's taxonomy places the organism in Eukaryota, Metazoa, Arthropoda, Arachnida, Sarcoptiformes, Oppiidae.
UUUGAGUGGUGUUUGUAUUCAUAGUACACGUCAUAUGCGACCAUUGAGUCACACAUUUGUCUCAUUUACUCUCACAUUGAUUUAGUGCUCAAGACAAUUGAUCCCAACAAAUGCCGCUGAAGCUGGACGUGCGUCGGAAGCUGUUGUCGCGGUCGGAUCGGGUGAAGUGUGUAGACCUGCACCCUCUGGAGCCAUGGAUGUUGUCAUCGCUAUAUUCAGGUCACGUGCACGUGUGGAACCACGAGUCGCAGCAAUUGGUGAAGUCAUUCGAGGUGUGCGACGUGCCGGUGAGGGCGGCCAAGUUUGUGAGUCGCAAGAACUGGAUCAUCACCGGCUCGGACGACAUGACCAUAAGGGUCUUCAACUACAACACCCAGGAGAAGGUGCACUCGUUUGAGGCCCACUCGGACUACAUCCGCUCGAUUGUCGUGCACCCCAUCCAGCCUUAUAUCCUGACAUCCAGUGAUGACAUGUCGAUCAAGUUGUGGAAUUGGGACAAGAACUGGGCGCACACCCAGGUGUUCGAGGGGCACACCCACUAUGUCAUGCAAAUCGUAAUCAAUCCCAAAGACAACAACACGUUUGCCAGCGCUUCGCUCGACCGGACGGUCAAAGUGUGGCAAAUGGGCUCCAGUUCUCCCAAUUUCACUCUCGAG